Molecule: messenger RNA, 1134 nt
Organism: Prunus armeniaca (apricot)
Lineage: Eukaryota; Viridiplantae; Streptophyta; Magnoliopsida; Rosales; Rosaceae
Source: the annotation of a GenBank genome assembly
AUGGAUGAACCAAAAAACCUUUCUUCUCUUCAUCUAGGGGACAAUCUUCUUACUGGAGACAUUCCUAAUUGCUUGAUGAAUUGGAAAAGGUUGGUGAUGUUAAACUUAAAAAGUAACAAUUUGAGUGGGAACAUUCCAAGCUCCAUAGGAUACUUAAAAAGGCUGACCUCACUGCAGUUGCACAAUAAUCAGCUAUCUGGAGAAUUACCUUUGUCCAUGCAGAACUGUACAGACUUGUUAGUUGUUGACCUUGGCAAAAACAAGUUUGUUGGCAGCCCUCUGACAUGGAUUGGGAAAAGCCUUUCGAUUUUGAAGGUUCUUAACAUUCGUUCAAAUAACCUUCAGGGAGACAUUCCUUAUGAACUCUGUUAUCUGAAAAGUCUCCAAAUCUUGGAUCUUGCACAGGACAAUCUAUCAGGAACAAUACCAAGAUGCUUCCACAACUUUAGUGCAAUGGCCACCUUUCCAAAUUCAUUGAUCUUGACAUUUGCUGAAUAUUUAAUGGAUAAUGUGAUCUUGUUUACAAAAGGGAGAGGAGCAGAAUAUGGUCGCAAAAUGCUUAAAUUGGUAAAAAGCAUGGACCUUUCAGACAACAUGAUAUAUGGUGAGAUCCCUGAGGAACUGACCACUCUCGUUGGGUUGCAAUCGCUGAAUCUAUCGAAAAAUCUUUUGGCUGGAAGAAUCCCUUCAAAUAUUGGUGACAUGAAAUGGUUAGAAUCUAUGGAUUUUUCAAUGAACCAAUUUAGUGGUGAAAUUCCUCCGAGCACAGCGAGUUUGACAUUUUUGAGUUAUUUGAACUUGUCCUACAAUAAUUUGACGGGACAAAUUCCGAAAAGCACUCAGCUCCAGAGCCUUGAUGAGUCUUGCUUUAUCGGCAAUGAACUUUGCGGAGCUCCACUCGACAAGAAUUGCAGUGCAAAUGGGGUGAUACCACCACCAGCAGUUGAGCAACACAGAGGAUACCAUUUACUUGAAGACGGUUGGUUCUAUCUUAGCUUGGGACUGGGGUUCAUGUUUGGUUUUUGGGGUGUACUUGGUUCGUUGCUGCUAAACAUGCCAUGGAGCAUUGCUUUUUCCCGAUUUCUAAAUAGCAUGGUAGUUAAACUUUAUGGUGUAAUUGUUGAAUAUAUUUAG